Messenger RNA from Chilo suppressalis (striped riceborer), 16795 nucleotides. The record is from the annotation of a GenBank genome assembly. NCBI's taxonomy places the organism in Eukaryota, Metazoa, Arthropoda, Insecta, Lepidoptera, Crambidae.
CAGUCAGAUCUCCAGUCAUUCGUCUAAUGGCGGAGGUUGUGUUGUUUUUUACACGCUAACAAUCCCGGUAGUGCUUUAACAGCUGAAACAAUACCGUGAAAAUGUACAUUGCAUAUUGAAGGACAUUUUGUUUGACAACAAACAAACUAGACUGUCGACGCGGACUGCACCGUGUGAACCGGGGAUGGAGUGUAGGAACAUUGCGUUGUCUGAGAUUUUAUUGAAUUAGUGCGAGUCGGCGUGUCGGAGGUUAGCGCAGAAUACUAACGAAGGUGGCGGUGUGAGGUCGUGUCCAGCAUGGGGGCACAGCAGGCGAAGGAGCGCGGCACCGCGAGCGGAGCGUCCAUGCGCUCGGCUCGCUCGAAGCCCCGUGUACCAAAGGACCCCCGCGUUCUUGGUUCCAACAUAUUCACCGAGCACAGCGAGGCGCUGCUGCAGAGCCGUCCGUUGCCGCACAUCCCCGACCUCCCGGAUGGCGAAGGCACCUCCGCCGCGCCCGGCACGCCCCAACCGCUCGAUAGUGCCACCAGGUGGACAUCGAAGGAGAACCUUCUCGCUCAUCAUGAGGAGGACGACCCCCAGCUGUUUGUCGCGUUGUACGACUUCCAAGCAGGGGGAGAGAACCAGCUCAGCCUCAAGAAAGGCGAGCAAGUGCGGAUCAUGAGCUAUAACAAGAGCGGCGAGUGGUGCGAGGCGCACACGCUGGGCGGCGGCGUGGGUUGGGUGCCCAGCAACUACGUGACACCCGUCAACUCACUGGAGAAGCACUCGUGGUACCACGGGCCCAUCUCGCGCAACGCCGCUGAGUACCUGCUCUCCUCAGGCAUCAACGGCAGCUUCCUAGUCCGCGAAUCUGAAUCUAGUCCUGGCCAAAGAAGCAUCUCUCUGCGAUACGAAGGCAGGGUCUACCACUACCGCAUCAACGAAGACUCCGACGGAAAGGUUUACGUAACGUCCGAGUCUAAGUUUGGCACUCUGGCCGAAUUAGUGCACCACCAUUCUGUGUUGGGGGACGGGCUGAUCACCCAACUCCUGUACCCGGCGCCGAAGCGGAACAAGCCCACCGUGUUCCCUCUGGCACCGCCGGACGAAUGGGAAAUAGAUCGCACGGACAUCGUCAUGAAGCACAAGCUCGGUGGCGGACAGUACGGCGACGUGUACGAGGCCACGUGGAAACGUUGCAAUAUCACUGUGGCGGUGAAAACGCUAAAAGACGACACCAUGGCGCUGAAAGACUUCCUUGAAGAGGCGGCCAUUAUGAAGGAGAUGCGGCACCGCAACCUCGUUCAACUGCUAGGCGUGUGCACCCGCGAGCCGCCCUUCUACAUAAUAACGGAGUUUAUGUCGCGCGGCAACCUGCUGGACUACCUCAGGGCGGCGGCGGCAGCCAACGCCCGCGAACCGGCGCCCGAUGCGGUGGUGCUCAUGUAUAUGGCCACGCAGAUCGCUUCCGGCAUGAGCUACUUGGAGAGCCGCUCGUUUAUACACAGGGACCUAGCGGCGCGCAACUGCCUCGUAGGCGAGAACCACCUGGUGAAGGUGGCCGACUUCGGCCUCGCGCGGCUGAUGCGCGACGACACUUACACCGCGCACGCGGGUGCCAAGUUCCCCAUCAAGUGGACCGCGCCCGAGGGGCUCGCGUACAACACCUUCAGCACCAAGUCGGACGUGUGGGCUUUCGGCAUCCUGCUGUGGGAGAUCGCUACGUACGGCAUGUCGCCGUACCCCGGCGUCGACUUGGCCGAUGUCUACCACAUGCUCGAAAAGGGAUACCGCAUGGAGUGCCCGCCCGGCUGCCCAGCGGCCGUGUACGAGCUGAUGCGCGGCUGCUGGCAGUGGGCGCCCGCCGACCGACCCACCUUCCGGGACAUACACCACGCGCUCGAGCACAUGUUCCAGGACAACUCCAUCAACGACGAGGUGGAGAAGCAGCUACAAGAGGGCUCGUCGACGCCGCAGAUGUCCCUGAAGAAGGCAGGCGGCGAACGCGCAGUGCAGAUGCGCCGCCCCACUAACAGACGCGGCAAGCAGGCACCCACGCCACCCAAACGAACCAGCCUGCUGUCAUCGUGCAGCUCAUUCCGCGAGUCUCAAUACGCGGCCGACGAGCAAUCCGCUCAGGACGAGUCGUUGGUCUCGCUCAACGGUGGCGGUCGCGGGGGCGGGGGCGGGGCGCGCGAGGCCUCCUCGGAGGGGUCGCUGGCGGAGGCGACGCCGGACACGGACGAGUCGGGGCCCGGGGGAUCGGGGCCCGGCACCCAGGCGCAAGAACACCGACACAGGGCCAAGAGGCGGCAUCAUCCGCCCGCCCACCAUCACGAACUGCAACCCAAGGGCGUCCAAGUAGCAGCUCUAGAGGUGCAGAACGUGAAGCGCGCCAUCAACCGCUAUGGCACCCUACCCAAGGGCGCGCGCAUCGGAGCCUACCUCGAGUCCCUGCGGCAGACCGGCGCCCCCGCCCCCGCUCCUGUGCCUACGCCCUUAGACGAGGCUCGCUCCCUCUCCCCCCGCACCGCCCGAGCCCAAACACACAUGAUCCGCUCCAACUCGUCGGGUGGCGUCACCGCCCCCGCCCCUGCCUCUCCCCGCACCGCCCGAGCCGCCCCCCCACUCCGCUCCUUCACCAACAGCCCCGCCAAACCCCGUCCACGCCUUGCUGAACUAGAAUUCCCACCCCCACCCCCCGAUCUACCCCCGCCCCCCGAAGAAACGCAACCACCCCCGCCCCCGCCCCCAGACUGCUGCCGCGACGCCGGCACAGACACCGCGGAACACGAGCCCGACGAGAAAUCAGCCAAACAGUCGAUGAAGGAAAUGCUCGAACUCAAACUGGUUGCCGAGAUCAAAGAGCGGGCAGAUAAGAAGAAGCAGAGACAGCGAGACUCCCCGCCUCAUGAUAUCAUCGAAGUGCACCCGUCGUUCGGCGAUCCUGUCACCAGACUCGUCUCCGAACUCUCGGAGAGCCUUAACCUGGAGCCGCGCAAAGACAAGAAGGCGGAAACGCCCGCGCGACCCGUCGACAACGGAAAAGAGACCGUCUCGCCCAUAGACUUAAAGGCGAGUUUGCGCAAAACGCCCUACAACAACAACGUCGACCAGACGAAGAAGGACGACAGGCCCGGUACUGACUUCAAAUCGCAGCUAAAGAAGGUGGAGACGAACAAGAAGGCGAACAGCUCGACGAAGGAGACUGAAGAGUCGGGAAGGUCGAUAAUCGACUUUAAGUCGAGGUUGCGGAAGGUGGACAGUGGAACCGCCGCCACUAAUGGUACAGUUAAAAAAGAGCAGAGUUCUCCGGAGGAAUGUAAGGAGACAGAUCGGAAGCGGUCGGAGAGCGGAUCCCUGGACACGAGCGGAGGCGACGAGGAGGAUAAGCGGCGGAGCACCGGCAGCAUCAGCAGCUUGAAGAAGCUGUGGGAGAACAAGGAGACAGAGGAACGACUCAGCCCAAAGCUGCGGACCAAGGAUGACGAAGAGACGUCGCCCGAAGAGCGGAGUAGGCGGCGAGACGAACGGCCAGUCGUUCCGCACAAACCUGCGGUGCGGAAAGCUAAGGGCGGAAUAUACGCGACUCCGCUAGCACCCCGCGAGGACGAAGACGAUGUACUCGCGUCUCUUAGAUCGUCGCUCGACUGGUGUACCAAUGAGGUUCGCCGCGGUUGCGGGGGCAGCGGAGGGCGCGGUUCCCUGUGGCGGCUGCAGACGUCCGAGCGUCUCGCGCGCCUCGGGUCGUUGUGCGCGGCAGCCGCGGGCGGGACGUGCGCGCCGCAACUGCGCGUGCAGCUGCGAGCGGCAGCCGCGCGACUGGAGGCGGAGGCUCGCGCUCUCGCCUCACCCGCCCCUCCCACGCACCACCUGGCCGACGGCGUGGAGCAGGCGCUGCGCGAGCUGCACACCAUCGUGCACAGGUAAAGCCUCGCGUCGCCGUCGGAGGCCCACCCGCGCCUACACGCGCACCCCUUUACGAUCGCCCCCCGCGCUCCGGACACCUAUUAACCAGUGCCAUCGACAAAACUCACGCUCGAGACGACCAUCGACUAAAUUGUCUAACUUUUUCGCCUUUCAUUUCCUUAAUUAUUGAUGUGUAACAUCUUUCCUCUCGCUUUCGUGCAAUUUGUGGGAGUGAUUACGUGAAGUGGGACGGAAGUGGAUGACAGGAAGUUUGGGAAGCGCGCGCUAUUUGAUUUCAUUUUAGAACAUAAUUUUCAAAUGACUUAUUCCUUUUGUAGGUUUUAUUUCUUUUUUUACAAAUAUAAGGUGAGGUUUCAAAUGUUACACAUCAUACGCGGCUACUGUAAGGCUCGCUUUUUUUUUUAAUCUGUGAGAUGUAUGAACAGACAGGACAUAUUGGUUUACGUGUCAUGCCUCACAAACGAGAUGUUGCGAUUACAGUUUAGAGUAGAAUUAUAAAUUAUAACACUUUUCUUUGGCUUUGUCAACAAUCACGAUAAUAGUCAAAGUUAGACAAGUUAGUACACCCCGUACUCGAUACCAAACGACCACUAACAAAUUGAUACACGCCAAAUCUCGCUCGAAAUAGAGCUGCAUUUAAUAUUACCAUUCCCUUCUCAAAAAAGCGCUUGCGCAGAACUUUUCCUGUAGUGUUGCUGUUUAGAAUAAUAACAGUGUUGCUGUAUUACGGCAUGUGAAUUUAUAAAUUAUUUGUUUAGUAAGUCUGAAAGUAUGGAUUAUGCGUGCUCGUAAUGCGCGUUUCGAAUGAUUAUAUUAUAUUUAUACCGAUUGUGGUAUUUAUGUUUCUAAUACGUUUAUGUAUGACUAUGAAAAGUAUUUAAGCAUGAAAAUGAGAUUGAUCGAGAAUUCAUGUAAAAUAUAGUAUUAAGACACAGAUUUCUGUAGAAGCAGUUGUUUUACUACACUAGUGCGCGGCCUAUGUCGGGCUGUGGACUGCUGCGAUUUGAUAUAUAUUGUAAUUGCGAACCUAAUGCUAGAAGGUUAUGGUUCCUUUUUUAAAUUGUCUGUGUGUGAAAAAGGUAGUUGUGAAGCAAAUGAUGCUGCAAUAUUUGCACAGACUGUAUAGUGAGACGAGAUGAUAUUGAUGAUGGGACUUUUAUUACUGUGUUGUCGUCGUACAACUAUAUUCUGAAAUAUUGAAGCCUUAAUUUAAACUAUUCAAAGUGUUCAUUUAGCAUUAAAAAACUAAUACUUACAGUGUGUUAUGUUCAGUAUACGUUAGAUUACUAUGCGUCAAAAGCACUACGUUGCACUGUCAGUAUUACUGUCCAAUGUAACAUUUCACAUUGCAUUCAGUUUUUUGUUUUAUUGGCAACAAAAUACUUUACUUAGCGUUACUUUUUUCGUUUGUUGUAACCAGCGUUGCCAGACGUCCCGAUUUUGGCGGGACGUCCCGAUUGUUAAAUCAAAAUUAAAUGUCUCGCGCGGGGCAGGCUCAAUCCCGCUUUUCGGGAAUAACUCGACCGUGCGUGCAGCGUGCUGAGAAAGCGCGGGAGGGUGACACAGACAAGUAUGGACUGGCCACCUGCCCGGCGCGUAAUGAAGAACUCUCAAACAAAGACAACUAUUUUACGAAAGGGUAAAUCUGAUUUAAAAUAUCAUAUUUUUAUUAAAAUACAUUUUCUAUGGAUAUUUUUACUAGGUACCUAUCUAUUGUCACGUAAACGUAAUUUGAACUCAAAUAAAAAAAAAAUUUAAAAACUUUUGAUAUAUACGUUUUUUUGUCCCGCUUUCGAAAAAAGAAUCCCGCUUUUUUGACUCAAAACGUUCCUAAAUCCCGACUUGGGAAAAAAAAACUGGCAACGCUGGUUGAAACUUACUAAUGGUCGCACUCAGAAGCGUCAAUUAAACUUAAUGGUUGUCAAAUUGAAGCAUCAUAAAUAUUAAAUAAAAAAAUAAGGCUCAUCUGAGUGCGCCCGUUAAGAUAACUGUGGAUUUGAUGUCAGAUAGUGUAUGAACAGAUUGGCGCUAUUUCAUAGUUAACUUAAUUAUAAUAGAUUAUUAUGUUGUUUCAUCUAAGAUCAGGCUCCGGGUUAACAGUUUUCAAUAAUCAACUUGCAGUAAAUUGUAAUGAUAAUCUUGACCUGUUUCUUAGCAAGAGUUAAAUAAUAAAGCUAAUUAAUAAAAAUAUAAAGGCAACUAAGCUCUAAUCUCUUAGUUUGAUUAUUGAAACUGGCCGUAAAUGGUUACCUUAUAUCCACAAAUGAAUGGAGAUAGAUUUCUGUAAUUAAACACUACCAUAAAAAAUAUCGACAGUGGAAAGGCAAAAUUGCUUAUACUUUGGUGCUGCUUAAAAAUUAACAUUUUAAUGUUAAGCUGCUUAAAAAUUGACUUACAAAUAAUAGUGAAAUUAAGUCAAUUUUUAAGCAGCACCGGAAUGAUGUACAAGCAAUUUUGCUUUUCCACUGUCGAUAUAUUUAUAAAUAUAUUUAUUAUAUUCGAAACUUGUAACUAGUAUCGGUCUGCGCCGUUGACGGAAACCAAAAUGUUUAGUCCCCUUUGUCCAUAAAUUGCUGUGUAUAUAAUGGUGUCUAUAUGAAAAACAAUUAUACCGAAUCUAUAUUAUCGUCUGCUGAACGAAAGUUAUAUUUUAGUAGUAAAGAAUGUAUGAAAUACAAUGUACAGUCUGACCAGAGUGGUGUAGUAUUCUUUACUAUAAAGAGUUCCGUCUUUUUUAUUGAGAUAGAGAUCCAGCUCAUAAAUCUCUGUACCUUUAAUAUUGCCCGGUAGGUGUAUUUAUAACGCAUAUUGCAUUCAAACGUGCAUUCAAUACACGCAAAGAAAAAAAUCUAUAUUUAAAAAAAAUGCGUAUUUUUAAGGUACGACAAAAAUUAAGAAUGGCUGCAUUUGUUAGUGCAUCAGACAUUUUUUUUCUUAAAAACCGUUUGUUAAUUUGUUAAGUCACAUAAAUCGAUAUAAACUUGAAAAGAGUUAUGUUUUUUAUAAAAUUAGAUAAAGCUCAACCCUACGCGCUAAGUAGUAAAUACAAAACUUCUACAAAGAUAAAAUGACUAACUAAAGUGUUAAUCAAAAUCAACGAUGUACAGACUGAUUUUUGUACUGAGCCAUCUAUCGGCACACAUACAGCGCACUACAUUUUUCCUUAAAAUAAUGAGUUCAAGGUGAACUUGCACAUACAAUGAGUUAUAUAAAAUGUUCGUUUCACAUCACUCACCAAAGAUUUCAAAUUCGCUGUACUUAGGAAAGAUAUCCACCGUUUGCUACAAUUUUGAGUAAGAAAAGUUUAUAAAAGAUUUCAUAGCGUUAUUAUACGGAAUCUAUUGUUUGACGACUGUUAUAACGUACUAUAGCCAAUUAUCGCGAAUACAGUUCACCAGCGCUUUUGCCAAGAUUACAAGAAUAUGUAUAUAGUAAGAUUUUUAGGAUAUUGCAGAACGACGAAAAAUUUACACACAAAAGAAGAAAAACAUAUUGAGAAUUCAGUACAAACUAAUACUUUAUAGUCUCAUUUUAAUCCAUCAAACACUGCGUAUAGUCAAUAUCGUCAUUUUUACUUAUCUUCGAUAUUUAGAUAUUUGAUCUUUACUUCUUAUUUCACUUUUAAUGCUAAACAAAACGGCGCUAUUAAUUCACAAUGAAAAAUCUGAUCGCAAUGGAACAACGGUGCCCAGUUUGAUCUAAGGACAAUAUCGAAACGGCUUUGCAAAAGAAAAAGAGAGAUUGAGGCUAGUUCUCGCUUAAAAAUCAUGUCAGAAAAAAGCAAAAUUUAGACCUUCCAUUCAACAUUGUCGCUCUGAAAAACAAAGUUUGUAUACGAUAGAGAGGGAUGGGUUGAGGUACGCAGAUAUCAUCUUGGUCAUUUACGGUCACUCUAAUAUAGUAGAUUUAUUAGCAGUUUUUAAAUAAUGACAGAUACGCCAAUAUUUAUAAUGUGCUAUUUAUGUAUCAAUUAUAUAUUUUCUUGCGGAAUUAAAUUUAGAAAAAUGUUUUCUCUUAGUUUUCGACAGAUUCUCUGUUUCAAAAUUUCCUUUCAUUGUGUAAAUAUUACCUUACCUGUUUAUGUAAUUUAAUAUAAGUGGUUCGAUUACUCUGUCCACAUGUAUAUAUAUAGUAAUGCAACAUUGUGUCGAACAAAUGAAAUCGGUGAUAAAAUUCCCCGUUAGUGUAGGUUUAUCACGUAGAUGAGUCGCGAACUAUUCCUUUUCUCAUUGUGUGUGUGUAUAAAAGACUGACAUUCGGGAGUUGUUUGAGAUGGCGCGUCUCAUAGUUAUAACCCUGUGUGUGUCUACUCUAGUUAUUUGGGUUUUCGGAGUACGGUUGGUUUUCAGUGCCAAAUAAUAUUCAGUAAGAUUCUUCAGUUCUAACUAUAUUUGACUUUACAUAAGUUUAUUGACGCGUUGGAUUAGGCUAUGAAUUAAAUAUACCAAAACGUCUCAGAUAAUUAUUUAACAGUCGUGCAUCUUUGCAUUAUUAUCCCCUAUCCCUUUUUUUCCUCGUAGAAAAGUCACUGUAAGACGCAAUGAGUACGAAAGACAAUGAGUGUAACUUCUCUCGUUCCACAAAAUGAUGAUAGAAAGGGACAGAGCUACAAAUUCCCGAAUCACGUAGUUAUGAUUGAAACCAUAAAUUCGGGAAGUGAUAGAAUGCUAUUGAAUAUUCGGUUAAUCGAAAUGCGUGUACAGAGUUAACGUUUAGAAGUCCUUUUAAUAAUAUACGGCUGAAGAAGUCUACCACUUCAAGGUCAAAAUCGUAUGAGUUUGAUCUGGACAAUGUAUGUGAAAUCUAUGCAUCAUUAAGAUCGAGCACAAGCGAUUACCUCCUUAAUAGGUAGUUCUGAGGCCGUAUCUCCGUCUGGUAACUGAAUAGUGCAGUAGCUAUAUUUAGGUCCUGUCUUCCUUGAUAUAUCGUACCCACCCACGCGCACAUUCCCUACUUAACGCAACUUUUAGAUCUCCCAACUUGUUUUUUGAUAAUUUAUUUAAAAGAGCUGAUGGCACUUCGUCUCGGACCAAUGUUAUUCUUCUUGUGACGUGACGCCUUGCAUUUAAGACUGUCGUUAACGAAUCUUUUAUUUUGGGCCUAUAUCUAUGAUUACUAUAAAAUUAAUUGAUAAUAAUUUAUUAGUAAUGCGUCACAAUGUACUAAAAGCUCUGGCAUUCUCUUAUUUAUGAUAUUAGAGGCGUCAGCAUCGCCUCGUGUAUUCUAUGAACAAUAUGAUGUUCUCGACAUUAUUAGUUAGUUUAAGUUAGUGUACUGUGAUACGGCUUUUAAAAUUAAUAUAAUAUUAUUAUGCUCAAGUUUCUUUUGUCUUCUAUUUCGACGAUUUGUAUUGAUAAAAUUAAAUUAGGUAAAAUCAAAUACUAUGUUAUCUACGGUGGCGAUCGGAGCACACCGUAUAUAAGUAAACCAUUUAUAUAUAUUAUUAUAAAAAAAAUAUUUAAGUGUAACUCUGCAUUAUGCUAGUCUUUAUUAUUAUGAUGAAUGUAUUUCGUUGUAAGAUUGAUUAAAUUAAUUAAUCAAAACAAAUAUAUACGUAAGUUCUUCUAAAAACUAUUUUAGCAAACACUGUAUCAUUAAGGAGUUUGUAUAAGAUGAGGCUAGCUAAGCGGGCGGGCGCGCGGCGCGAGCUCGUCCGCUAGUGGCGGCGCACUCUGGAAACAGUUGCGAUGUUACGAUGGCUGCUCAAUUCAUAUCGAAUUUAUAGAGGUUUGGAGGGACACUGUGUCGACACAACUCUUCUACUACUCUACUAUAAAACACCAAAUUUUAUUCAUUGCUGUGGUGUCACUGAUUUUGUGAUACACAUCAUCAUCAAGCAUUAAUAAAAUGAUAUAAUGAUGAAAUCAGAAAUCAAUAUAUCUUUAUUCAAAUUGGAUGUAUAGUACAACACUUUUGAAUCGUCCAAACAUUUUUUUUUCCCUACCACUCGUUAUUGGAUAUAUUUUUUAGCUGCGGAGAAAAACGAGCGAAAAAGACUCCACAACAUUAAAAGCAUAAUGUAGCAACAUUUACAAAUCAUUAUGUUGUUACAACGUCAAUACAAUCAUGAUUUAUUUAAUAUAGAAAACCUGUUGGAAUGAUUGGCCAAGUUCAAACCCAAGCAUUUUUUUCUGUAAUAUAAUCAGAUACUUUGUAAUAAGCUUUUUUAAUAAGUGCUUUUUAUACUAUCUUUGAAUUUAUUUAUGCUUAACUCUUGGAUUUUGCUUGGGACUUUAUUGUAUAAGCGAACAUAAAGACCUUUUAAUGAAUUAUUGAUUUUGUGAAGCCUAGUAGCAUUUAAAGUUAGUUUGUUUUUGUUUCUUGUAUUAAGUGUGUGAACAUCACUGUUUUUAAGAAACAAAUUAAUAUUUUUUCUUACAAAUAAUAAAUUUUCGUAAAUGUAUUGUGAUGCGACCGUCAUUAUACCAAAUUCUUUAUACCUAUCUCUUAAGAAAUCCUUAACUUUAAGAUUAUAAAUUGAUCGAAUAGCUCACUUCUGCAGCACAAAAAUAGUUUGAAUGUCGGCGGCGUUUCCCCACAAUAAAAUUCCGUACGACAUUACACUAUGGAAAUAACUAAAGUACACUAAUCUGGCCGUAUCUACAUCCGUUAACUGGCGUAUCUUCAUUACGGAAUAUGCUGCAGAGCUAAGUCUAUUUGACAAUUUAUCAAUAUGUGGGCCCCAUUGAAGCUUCGAAUCUAAAGUAAUCCCUAAGAAUACUGUGGUGUCUACAAGGCCCAUAUUCCUAUCCUUUACAUUCACACUGGUUUUUACCUGUUUUACAUUAGGUAAUACAAAUUUCAUACAUUUCGUUUUUUCUUCAUUUAGUAAUAAAUUAUUAACAUUAAACCAGUGGACUACUUUAGAGAUACAACUGUUCACGUCGUCAAUAACUGUUUCCUUACGUUUGAGUUUAAAUAAAAGUGAUGUAUCAUCCGCGAACAAUACUAUCUCAUGCUUAUCUCUAACAUAGUAAGGCAAGUCAUUAAUAUAAAUUAAAAAUAAGAAAGGACCAAGGAUUGAGCCCUGCGGAACACCCAUUUUAACCGGCGAACCCGCAGACUUAUUGCCAUUAAUGUCAACCCUCUGAAUCCUAUCCAUCAGGUAUGACGCAAUAAGAUCAGUAUCUCUAAAUCCAUAGUGGUGGAGUUUCCUGAGUAAUGUUUAAUGAAAAACGCAAUCAAAAGCCUUGGACAAGUCGCAAAACACACCUAGAGCGUCCUGCGAGUUCUCCCAGGCGUCAAAAAUUUGUUGUAUAAGUUCAACACCGGCAUCGGUUGUUGAACGACCCCGUGUAAAACCAAAUUGUUUACAGUGAAGUAUAUUUAUUAAAAUGUGAUUGCAUUUGAUCUAACAUGAUUUUUUCGAAAAUUUUACUAAACGUGGGUAGCACAGAAAUUGGUCUAAAGUUUGUGGGGUCUGAUGUACUUCCCGUUUUAUGCAAAGGAGUUAUUUUACUGUAUUUCAUGAGGUCAGGAAAAAUACCACAGUCAACACAAUCAUUAAAUAUGCAAGCUAGAAUAGGAGCUAUUGUCUCAAUUACCGAUUUAGAAACAUCAACGGAAUUGCCCCACAGAUCCUCGGUUUUCUUUUUAUUUAAUUGGUGAAACGUUUUAAUUACAUCUUUAAAGUCAACAUGUUUAAAAUGAAAAUGACUAGUACAAGGUUUCACGUUUUCUCUUAAGAUUGAUUCGGCAGCAAUGGGGGAAGAGUUCAAAGAUUUAGUAGUUGAAACUGAAAUAUCAGUAAAGAAAUUUUCGAAAGCUGUAGCAACUUCAUAAUCUAAAGUAACCCUUUUAUUAUUAAUAUUUAAGUUAUAAUUAUUAUUGCGAGUUUUGGAUUUUCCAGUUUCAUCGUUUAUAAUUUUCCAUGUCGUUUUAUCCUGUCAUUACUGUUCUUCAUCUUUGAACUUAAGUAAUUUGAUUUUGCUAAGCGGCAUACUUUUUUAAACAAUUUAGAAUAGUUACGAACAUGCUCUUUAAAUUUUUCACUAGUGUUACAGUUUCUUUCAUUAUAAAGUUCAUAAAGUGUCCUUCUACUUUUAUGAAUUUCAGGCGUAGCCCACUUAGUAAAAGUUACCGCAUCAUUAACACAUAUUUUUUUGGGUACAAAAACAUUAUUAAAUUCAGUGCAGUAUAUAUUAAAAUCAUUAUAUAAAUCAUUUGGAUUGUCUUUAUAUUUUAGAUAAACCAUUUUUAUAUCUAAUUGAGUUUUAAAACGUUCCACACGAUUAACAGAUUUUGGUACAACAGUGAUGUGUUUUUUUGUCACCUGCUUGAGCUGAUAUGGAAAUGUAAUCAACUGGUCACAAUGAUCACUAUCUAGUUUAUUAAUAAUUUGUUUUUUCUGUGGUAUGAUUUCCGUAUAUAUAUUAUCAAUACAAGUGGCCGAAGUGGUUGCUAUUCUAGUAGGCUCAAUGAAUAAGUUUUUCAGAUUGUAUGAUUGAAAUAUUUUUUUUAUUUUAGUACUCGAACUACAUUUUUCUAAUAAAUCAAUGUUGAAGUCACCACAGACAAUCAAUCGUUUGCCUGUAGUGUAAGUUUUCUUAAGAGCUUCAUCCAUGAUAGCUUCAAACAAUCAUACAAUGCUGAUGGAGGUAUGUAUACGUUCAAUACAACAAGCCGGUCCAGUUCCACACAGGCAAUUUCUAUUGUUCGCUCAACAGAGAGGCUUACAAUAUCUCUUCGUUCCUUAAAUUUUAAUUUUUUAUUCAAUAAUAUUAAAGAGCUACCGCGAAUUGCAUUUUCUCGAUUGAACAAACUACCAACCUGAUGAUUAUUAAAAUUAAAUAUAUUCUGACAACUUUUAAGCCAGUGUUCUGUAAUACAAAAAAUAUCUAUAUUAUUACAAUUCAUGAAUAAUUCAAUUUCUAAGUCCUUACCCAUCAAACAAAUGUGUAUCACAAACUCAGUGACACCACAGCAAUGAAUAAUUUCAUAACAAUAAGUACUAGAAACGCUGACAUGACAUGAGCGUGCUUAACUUUGAUGGUUUUUGAAUACCAGAAUUAUUGUCGCGUUUUGUCUCUUUAAUUGACAGCAUUGCUGUAGUGUCCUCUAGAGGCGCUUCUGUGCAACUUGUGAAUAUGACGGUACGAUAAUGGUUUUUUCAGCACUAUCUUUAUUUCUAUACUAGUUCGAAUAGUUGCGAAUGUUAAAUUCGCGUUACUCUUGGAAAAAGUAAUUAUUGAAUGACAGUUGGUGUGUCGACACGGCCUGUCUCAUGUGGGUGAAUAUAGUUAGAAUUUGAAAUGAACUAACUGCUUUCAGAGUGUAAAAUUGUACUUGAUCAUUAACCAAUUUGUAUGUCUAUAUAUCCUAUAUAUAGCAGUAUGUUACGUACGAACUUAGUAGAGCCGCAUUACUUGUAAAAGGGACGAGCGAUAACAAUGUAUUACGUCUCCAACAACUGUAUUGAGUAUUAUUAUGUUUACGUUAAAUGUUCUGGUGAUGAAUAAAUUUUCUUAUUAAUUACCAUUGAAGACAAAUAUAGGACUGAAUCGUGAUAAAUUAUGUAUUAUAUAGUAUUUCAAUGUUUACGAAUUUAUUUUGUUUGUAAUAGUUUUGAUUUGGUUAAUUAAGUGUGGUGUGUUUGCGUUGGAGUCGCAGUGCACUUUGUCGUUCGUUCGUUAGUUCGUCAUUAGCCCCGGCCUCUGAAUCCCGGCCAGACCCUGCAUGGUCCGAACCCGUUUCUUAUCUAAUAGUAAUAAUAAUAGAAUCCAAAGAUACACUCAAUGUUCAAUUGUAAUGGAAAUAAAAUGUUUCUUUAUGACUCUUUGUAUUUUCAGUUGUUGCAACGACUCAAUGACAGUAGUCCUUUGUUCAAACGAACGUUAUGGAAGCUUGUUUCUGUGGUCGACAACUUCUGUCAGAUUUAAUGACAACUAUAUCAGCAUUUCAAUGUUUAAUAAGUAGACAAAAUCCGUGGGAUUCUGAACGAAGCAUCAAACGAGAGAACUCAACGACUGAAUUUCAAGAACCUCUUCUGAAUUAGUUACAAAGAAAAUUUUAAAAAUAGUUCAGUCACUGUCGUCCUCUAGUUGUAAAAGAAGCAGUAAGUAGCAAAGCCUUGUUUUUCCAUGGCUUUUCCAACGAUGAAAUUAAUCCACAACUGCUUAAAUAAUGUAAAAUUUUUAUAGAAAAUAAAGCCCUUCAUGCCCUAAAAUAGAAAAGUAAAAAAUAUAUAAUAUGUUUGUUCUUUAACGUUAUUAUUACUACUUGUUAGCAAUGAUUUAAAUACAUUAUUACCUUUUUCAUUUGUCCAAUAAUUUUUCGUGAUAUCAACUUAUCACGACAACGAUCUGAGAUUGUCUAGGUCGCAGUGUGACUUAAUGACACAUCACAAAAUGAUUACAUAUCAUUUCGUCUAGAUCUUUAAUUAACGACAUCGCAUUAUGCCUAAAAUCGCAAAAUGACGGAUUUUUAUUUGACCACAUCAAAUAAUGACCAGGUCGCAAAAGGUCAGACAAGGGCUAAAUAGGUUGAUUGACUAAUAUACUAGUACAAUUAAGUAUAAAAUCUAUAUGAAUAAAAACGAAUCGCCCAAUGUAUGUACGCGCAUAAUGUCCGAAGAACUGCAACAAAUUGGAUAAUUCUUUUUUUGGGUUCCGUACCCAAAGGGUAAAAACCGUAUGCGUCCGUGUGUCUAUAUGUCACCAGGCUGUAGCUCAUGAACCGUCAUAGCUAGACAGUGAAAUUUUCACAGAUGAUGUAACAACAAAUACUAAAAAUAGAAUAAAAUAAAUAUUUAAGGGGACUCCAAUACAACAAACGUGAUUUUUCCUAUUUUUGCUCUUUAUUGUGAUAACGGCAACACACAAAUAUUCACAGAAAAAUUAAUAUAAUAUAAAUUCUAACACCAGACGUGAUAUUUUUUUGCUCUAUAUUAUAUUUUGUAUACAUAAUGGUACUGAACACGGAACCUUUCGUGCGCCUGUCCGACUCGCACUAGGCCGGUUUUUUGAGUUAUUAUUGUCAGGACAAGGUUCAUUUACAUACGCUAUAUUAAAAAAUGGUCAUGAAAAAUCAUAGCUUUUUUUAAAUUUACCCCGCUGCCGAACCUGACAUUUACUGCUGCUGAGAUGCAGAGUGAGUGGCAUUUGUUUUGUUAGUGAUCUAUAUUUUGAUUUAAUUUACAAAUUCUAGGGGAAGUGCAAAUCGUAAGGUAUGGCAUGAGUAAAAACUUGUCUAGCCAUAGAUUCUGAUAGUAAAUAUUGGCACGAUAAGGAAAAACUUUGUCCUGCCCAUCUCUGCUCUUAGAGGCAUGGCACUGACGCAUUAGUCUUCGGCGACAGUAAAGGACGACUUCGAUAAAGUUCAUGCUUAAACUAAAAAUAGAAGCUCCACAUCUGGUCGUAUCUAGUAUUGUAAUAUACCUAUUGAUUGUGUGUAAAAUAAGAAGAACUUAAUUUAGAGAUAAGAAAAUAGUUUUGAAAUUACAUAUUUAGGUUUUAUAUGUAACUGAUGGUUAUUCAUUUAAGUGUACUGAAUCCGAAAUUGUGUAGUUUCAUUUGACUGUACAAUUAUGUAACAAAACACAAACUAGACAAAUAAGCUAUCUGAUCAUUGUGAGGUGUGGUCGAAAAAAGAUGUAGUCACUUUACGAUCUCUUUUAGUCAGUCAGAAGCCACACUUCUUCCGAUUUAGGAUGCUAAUUAGGAUCCUAACUUCCUAAGUACUAUUUCACUUGACUGAAUGAGUUACUGAAUGAUUUAGAACGUCUGAAUUUAGUCAGGUGGAAUAAGCGCUUUAAUGAAUAGACAAUCUGAGAUCAACCCUUAAGUGGGUAUCAUUUUCGUGAUUUCCCGGGGUGCCGAUUCCAAAUGUAACAGCUAUUUCGAUCCAAGAUGGAGGAGCUGAGUAUCCCAAUGACUAAUUGAUACUGCUCCAUCACUUAAAAGUUACUUUGUCUUGGAAAUACCACUAAUCUUUUUUUUUUUUUUUUAAUAUAAUAAUAGCUUUAUUUGGAACAAGUGCAAUGUAAAUAAAAUUAUGAAUCGUUAAAACUGCUGUAGUUUUACAAAAACUGUAUUGCAGAAUUAACGCCCAUUCCCGUAUAAUAUGAAACAGUGUUCCUAUCAAUGUAUAAAAUUAAUUAAAACUAAAAGCAACAUUUUAAAAUUAAUUAUAACUAUGGAAGUUAAUAAAUCCUUCGACAGAUCAUUAUACAGCUAUGGAUAAGAACCAUCCGACCAUGACAGCUUUCAAACAAAAAACCGCAUCCACAUCGGUCCAUUCAUUUAUGAGCUACCAUGCCACCUUAUGUGAACCAUAGUGGCCUAACUCAUUUUUUACAAUAUUGAAUUUAUGAUUUUUUCCAGUUCAAAUUGAUCAUUUUGAUAGAACCAGAGUGGUCUAAAAGUGAUCCAACGAAUAUUCACUAGAUGGCAGCAUAAUUACUGUUACGGUUUUUAGUUUGUGAUCUAAAUUUUAGGUCCCAUACUGGCCUAAGUAAGAUAGGCCACUAUGGUAAAAAAUGAGUAAGGCCACAAGGUUCUCAUGGCCUCAUAUAACACCCCCCUUUUUAAGCCAGGGUUUAAAACUCGAUUAAAUCAUUAUUUGAAAGUGUUUUAAUUUCAAUAGUUCACAAAUCAUUGCUUUAUCAGGGUUAUUUAUACAUACAUCAAGGAAACCAAAAGUUUAUUGUCAGAUACACAUUCGCGUAGCAGGACGCGCCGCUUCUGCAUCUUUAGGCAAAAAUAAUUGUCACUCUCGCACAUCCUUACAUUUAAAUCGUGGGCAAAUUAUACUUUUUACAGAAAAACUCAAUAUUUCGAUACCAUUAAAAGAAAAUCCAUAUACACCAAUUGAUAACUUUCCCGUGCAGAUAUUGAAAGCUGAUCCAUGUCAGCUAAGGGUGAAUAUUUAAGAAAACUUGUAGGAG